UCUGUCUCCGCGAAUCCUCGAUUUCUUUCUCUCUUCCUAGAACCAUCUCUUCGAAAAAAGAAGCUUGAAACCCUAAAAGAAUCGUCAUUAUCCUUUGAUUUUUGAUUCUGAGAGAUUGUGUUGGCACUCUUUGGUCUCUUUUCCCUCAGGCUCUGAGGCUUAUGAUUGGUGCUUGCUACUAAAGCUGCUACCUUAGCACAUUAAACUUUGUCAAAAGAUGGCGCUCUAUGGUUCAUUGCAAUUGUACCAUGGCAUUGGCAUGAGUCUUUGCAGAAACCAAGGUUUAUAUAAUCCUUGUUCUCAGAGUGAUAUAAGGAGGAGGCUGCGUAUACCAACGGGUCAUCUCUCAUUAAGUGUUCUGUUGGGGCAGAAUGGUUUCAGCAAUAUUUUACUCUCGGAUUAUCUUCGUAGGCCUAUUUUUUCAGUUCCAUGUAGAACCACCGCUAUUAGGUGUCAUUGUUUAGGUGGAGGAGGCAAUGUCUUUGAACCUGCUGUUAAAGUUGCCACUGUGGUGCUAACAAAGUCACACGGAAUGCUACAACAAUUCCCUCUCGUAUCUAAGUUGGUUCCAGCUGUUUCUGUUCUCAUUUUCUCAGUGUGGGGUUUAGUGCCUCUUGUUCGCCAAGGAAGAAACCUAUUACUCAAUAAGAAAAACGAUAACGGAUGGAAAAAGAGUGGUACAUACCAUGUUAUGACCUCGUAUGUUCAACCCUUGCUGUUAUGGUUAGGAGCCCUGUUUAUCUGCAGGGCAUUAGAUCCUGUUGUUCUUCCAACUGAAGCUAGCAAAAUUGUAAAAGAUCGGCUUUUGAAUUUUGUGAGGUCGUUGUCAACAGUACUUGCAUUUGCCUAUUGCAUAUCCAGUCUUAUCCAACAAACACAGAAGCUCUUCUCUGAAACAAGUGACCCAAAUGAUGCAAGAAAUAUGGGAUUUCAAUUUGCUGGGAAAGCAGUGUAUUCUGCUGUGUGGGUUGCUGCUGUUUCACUAUUCAUGGAGUUGCUUGGUUUCUCUACACACAAAUGGCUCACUGCUGGAGGUCUUGGCACAGUUUUGAUUACUCUUGCUGGCCGAGAGAUUUUGACAAACUUUCUUUCAAGUAUUAUGAUUCACGCAACACGGCCAUUUGUUCGGAACGAGCGGAUUCAAAUAAAGAUUGAAGGUUAUGAAGUCUCUGGUACUGUGGAGCAUGUUGGUUGGUGGUCACCAACGAUCAUAAGAGGUGACCACCGUGAAGCAAUCCACAUCCCAAACCAUAAGUUCACAGUCAAUGUCGUGAGAAAUAUUACUCAGAAAACUCAUUGGCGUAUCAAAACUCACCUAGCUAUCAGUUACUUGGACGUUAACAAAAUAAAUAAUAUUGUAGCUGACAUGCGGAAAGUACUGGCCAAGAACCCUCAAGUUGAGCAGCAGAAGCUGCAUAGAAGGAUAUUCUUAGAGGAUGUCAAUCCAGAAAAUCAAGCCCUUAUGAUACUUAUCUCUUGUUUUGUGAAGACGUCCCAUCGAGAAGAAUACUUAUCUGUAAAGGAAGCUAUAUUGUUGGACCUUCUUAGAGUCAUAAGCCAUCACCGAGCACGUUUAGCUACUCCGAUUCGUACUAUCCGUAAGAUGCACACAGCCGCUGACAUGGAAAACGCACCGUUUGGAGAGUCAAUGUACGGUCCUGGAGGUGGUGCUUCUAAGCGUUCUUUGGUGGUUAUCGAGCCCUCUUACAAAAUAUAUGGAGAAGAAAAAUCAAAAUCUCAAAAACGCGCAUCAAAACCAAGUGCAGAGGAAGAAGACAAGGUUUCCAGUCCAAUGUCCAGAGAGACGCCUUCUUCAGACCCAACAGGAACUAAACCGGUCUCUAAACCGGUAAAGGAUACAUCAGAAGUGUCAGGAGGAGCUGAGAAACCAAAGACCAAGAGAAGUGGUAGCAAAACAAAGUCACCAAAGAAGGAAUCAGAUGGUUCAAGGUCAUCAGUGUCUAGAUCAGCUAUGGAAGAGAAUAUAGUGUUGGGUGUUGCGCUAGAGGGCUCGAAGAGAACACUUCCAAUAGAUGAAGAGAUGCAAUCUUCUCCCAAGGAAACAGAUGCUAAAGAACUCACCGGUGCUGCUCGGAGAUAUAAAGAACAAAAGGAUGGCCAGUCUCAAACAACCUCAUCAAGUGAACUCUGA
Messenger RNA from Eruca vesicaria subsp. sativa (arugula), 2152 nucleotides. NCBI's taxonomy places the organism in Eukaryota, Viridiplantae, Streptophyta, Magnoliopsida, Brassicales, Brassicaceae. The record is from the annotation of a GenBank genome assembly.